Messenger RNA from Nanorana parkeri, 1575 nucleotides. RefSeq names its product E3 ubiquitin-protein ligase TRIM11-like. The coding region runs from base 1 to 1575 and encodes 524 amino acids. The record is from RefSeq and is a predicted model, not a curated record. Lineage: Eukaryota; Metazoa; Chordata; Amphibia; Anura; Dicroglossidae. The transcript is spliced from 2 exons. Gene Ontology annotation, molecular function: protein binding; zinc ion binding.
AUGGAUUCGCUGAGUGGGGAAGAGCUGGAAUGUUGUAUCUGUCUGAACAUUUAUAGGGAUCCUGUAAUGCUGAAAUGUGGACACAACUUCUGCCGGGAGUGUAUUAAUAGUGUGCUGGACACACAGGAGAGGUCUGGAGGUUAUUCCUGUCCUCAAUGCCGAGAGAAAUUUCCUGAGCGUCCUGCACUGCACAGGAACAUAACAUUACGUAACAUCCUGGAGGAUCUCCAGUCUACUCAGCCAGGUCAGGAGAUAUCUGGGAAGGUCUGUACCUACUGUAUUCACUUUCCAGUACCUGCUGUUAAAUCCUGUCUGUUGUGUGAAGCGUAUCUGUGUGAUAAUCAUCUAGGAGCCCACAACAAGUCACCAGAACAUGUCUUAUGUGACCUCACCACUUCCCUGGAGAACAGGAAAUGCUCCAUUCAUAAAAAGGCCCUGAAGUAUUACUGUAGUGAAGACUCUGUCUGUGUCUGCGUGUAUUGUCGGAGAAGGGAGCACAAAGGUCAUAAGAUGAAGUUAUUGAAAGUGGCCUCUGAAAUAAAAAAGAUUGGGCUAAGAAAGGUUCUGCAGACACUGACAAUAAAGAGAGAGGAGACCGAGACCAGAGUCCAGAGUCUUCAGGAACACAGGAGGAAAGUACAAGGAAAAGCAGCCGGUGAGACAGAGAAAGUCACUGCCCUGUUCCGAGACGUCAGGAGACAACUGGAGGACCUGCAGAAGAGAGUCCUGAGCGAGAUCUCUAGUCAGGCAGAGCAGAUCUCAUCCUCCCUGUCUGAUCUGAUCCGACAGCUGGAGAUAAAGAAGGACGAGCUGUCCAAGAAGAUGGGUCACAUUGAGGAGCUGUGUAACAAGAGUGAUCCACUGACCGUCUUACAGGAAUCAGACACAGGGGACUUGUGUGAUCCCGAGGAUGGAGAUAAUGAGAGAGAGAGACAUGAUAGACUCCUCCAUGAAGGAGAAGAUCUGGAUGUGGCUGGGAUGUCACACAUGUUCAACACAUUAUCGGAUAUAAUAAAAGGGACAAAUGUAUGCUUCUAUGUACAGAAGGCCGCAGACAUAACACUGGAUGUAAACACGGCUCAUAAUAGUCUACAGAUAUCUGAUGACAAGAAAACAGCUUCCUGGUCAAAUAUAAGUCAGAAUCGCCCAGACACACCAGAGAGGUUUCAGUCUCAUCCUCACGUGCUCAGCAGUCAGAGUUUUUCCUCAGGGCGACAUUAUUGGGAUGUGGAUGUCGGGGGAUCAAAUAGCUGGAGGCUUGGAAUGUGUUACCCCAGUAUGGAGAGGAAAGGACGUCAGUCAAUGAUUGGAUGUAAUAAGGAGUCCUGGGGAAUUUUCAGGAAUGAAAAUGGGUACUCAGUGAUGCAUGACUGUAAAAGAAUACUGUUACCUGACAAUAUCUCCAGUGAUAGAGUCAGUAUCUGUCUGGAUUAUGAGGCCGGGCAGAUUUCCUUCUAUUCUCUGUGUGAUAUAUUGAGAAACCUCCACACCUUCAAUGCCACCUUCACUGAGCCUCUUCAUGUCGUGUUGGGUGUAUGGAACGGUUCUGUAAAGCUAUGCGGGGGGAAGCAGUAG